AUGGCUUUUCUGACAUACUUGAAGAAAAAUAAGUCUCCAGGGCCUUUAGGCAGAAGUGUAUUUCAAAAACACACCCCACCCAUCCAGCAGAACUACCAGGCUUUGCUGGAGACAUGCGUGAAGAGCAAAUGCUUGUUCACAGAUUACAGCUUUCCUGCUCACAUCAGCUCUAUUGGAACUGGAACACUGCUAAAAAAACUACCACAAAAUUUACAGUGGAAGAGGCCACCUGCUAUGCACAGAAGUCCUGCAAACAGAAAUCAACUUGAUUUCUGCCAAGGCUUGGUGGAGGACUGCUGAUUCCUGGCAGCCCUUGAAGCCCUGAUGUUCCAUCAGGACAUCUUGGCUGCAGUUGUGCCACAAAACCAGAGCUCUGAGAGGAAAUAUGCUGGCAUUUUCCACUUCCGGUUCUGGCACUUCAGUGAAUGGGUUGAGGUGGUGGUUGGUGAUCAUCUACUGGUGAAUGACGCUGGGGUCUUUGUUUCUUCAGUCUGUAAGAAUGUGUUUUGGGGAGCCCUUCUGGAGGAGGCGUAUGCUAAACUCUGUGGCUCCUAUGAAGAUCUUCAGAUUGGGCAAGUUUCAGAAGUCUUGGUGGAUUUUACAGGUUGUGUUAUUAUAAGGAUCAAGCUUGCAGCAGCUCCUCCUGAUCUAUGGGAUAUCCUGACAAGAGCAACCUACAUCAGAUCUUUCAUGGGCUGUCAGACACAUUUAGGGAAAACAAAGGUCCUGAAGAAUGGGUUUGUUGCUGGCCAUGCCUACACAGUAACUGGUAUUAGAAAGGUGACCUGUAAAUAUGGACCAGAAAACUUAGUGAGACUGAGAGAUCCAUGGGGAAAAAUUGAAUAGAAAGGAGACUGGAGUGACAGCUCUUACAAGUGGGAGCUGCUGAGCCCAAAGGAGAUUAUGCUGAACAAAAAGAAGGAGGAUGAAGAAUUCUUAUCUUUUCCCACUAUGUCUCUGUGAGAUUUCAAGAUUCAUUUUGUAGAUCUGAUGAUCUGUAAAUUAACUCCAGAUCUGAUGAGCCAGGAACAUGGGAAGAGAUGGACGUACUCCUUGAGAAGAGGGAGAUGGGUUAAAGGAAGCACAACAGGAGGAAGUCUCUUGUUUUGCUUAGGAACAUUUUGGAUGAACACUCAAUAUUGGCUGAAUGUUUUAGCAGCCUCAGAGAGCAAGAAAAGCCAAGGUCCCUGCAAUGUGGUUAUAUCCCUGAUGCAGAAACAUAGCAGCAAACACCAGAACUGAGCUUCUUACCUCUUCAUUGGAUUUUCACUUUGUGGACCUACAAAACUGGUGCAGAACACAUUACUCUUCUGUUUCUUCCCUCAACAGUACCAGGAAAGCAACAGAAAGCUGCCUCCAGUUUUCUUCACCUGGGAUCAGCCUGUGAACAAGCACCAGGUCUUCCUUGAUGAGCGGGAAGUGACUCUUGACUUCCACCUGGAGCCCCCUGGUGUCUAUGUCAUUGUCCCAUCCACCCUGGAGCCUCAGCAGAAGUCUGAAUUCCUCCUGAGGAUCUUCUCCAGGAAGCAUAAAAAUAAAUUCUUCUCUGCCAUAUCACAGAAUCCUGAAAUAAAUGCUGUUCAGCUCCAGAGGAUCCUGAAUAAUACAUCUUGGAAAAGGUCUUCACUGAAUUUUCACCUAAGUUUCAUUCUGGAUGCCUGCCAGGGUAUCUUGGCACUUCUGGAUCUGAAUACCUCUGGAACACUGAGUAUCCAGGAAUUCAGAGUCCUCUGGAAAAGGCUGCUUUUCUAUUUGUUUUCCAGAAAAAAAGACACUAGCAAAUCAGAAAAGCUUGACCUUGUGGAACUACAUGCAGCUGUACAGGAGACAGGCAUUUCACUCAGGAAUGAAGUUUGUAAUUUGGUGGCAAUCAGAUAUGGUAACCCUGACUUGAAGAUCUGCUUUGAGAGCUUUGUGUACUUCAUGCUUUGGGUGGAGAUCAUGGAGAUGAGGCUGGUGCAGCGAGGCUGGCCAAGCAAACUGGGCUGCCCAGCUAAGGCCUGGUACUUCUGAUGCUUUUCCAGAUGAAAAU
Molecule: messenger RNA, 2032 nt
Organism: Apus apus (common swift)
Lineage: Eukaryota; Metazoa; Chordata; Aves; Apodiformes; Apodidae
Gene: CAPN14
Product: calpain 14
Biological process (GO): proteolysis
Cellular component (GO): cytoplasm
Molecular function (GO): calcium ion binding; calcium-dependent cysteine-type endopeptidase activity
Source: RefSeq, a predicted model, not a curated record